Molecule: messenger RNA, 1005 nt
Organism: Tachyglossus aculeatus (Australian echidna)
Lineage: Eukaryota; Metazoa; Chordata; Mammalia; Monotremata; Tachyglossidae
Gene: C2H7orf78
Exons: 7
Coding region: 1-1005 (334 amino acids)
Source: RefSeq, a predicted model, not a curated record
AUGUAUGAGUUUGUCUUUGGGGGAAAAGUAUUCAAGUCACAACCUAGAUGGAUCAAGCUAGGUUCCACUUGGGUUGCUCCUGGAGAAGGAAGGAAGAAGAAAAUGCAGUGGAAAUACAGCAACUGCCUUUUGGAUCCUUCUAGCUCUCCGCAGAAACGAUUUGCCAGUGACGUGCUGUGUGGGAAAGCUGACAGAAAAGCAGAUUCAGAGAUUCACAGCAAGGUCCUUGAAUCUCCGAAAGACGGGCGACCUGACUUUCUGUUUUCCAGAAAAAUCCAAUUCUCCGCACACCAAGAUUUGGCCGUUGCAAGGAGCAGGAAGUCUGUGCCACUUCGAAGAUCUAACCCGAACCUUGACAUCUGGGAACUCAAGCCCCCCAGUUGUAGCUACAAGGUCGGCAGGACUUUGGUUCUCCCCAGAAACCCAGCUGAUACGAGGAAGAAAGAGCCUAAGGGAAAUCUAAGCCGUUCCUUGGAGGGCCAAACUCUCCACUCCCAAAUCAACCACGACCCCUCAGCAGUCGUGAAGAAGUCCACAUUGCCUGAAUUCAAAACUACAUUCCCGCCCUUGGGUCCUCACGAAGCCAAGAUCAUGUUUGUGAGGCACGGGAAGUAUCAGAGUGGCAGUUACCAUAAUCCCAAACCUCACGAUUUUAGAAAGUAUCGACCUGGUUUACCCAACUUUGUGACUUCUUCUGUCAGCGACCCUUUUGGUUUAAAGUUCAAAUCACAGCAUCUGGAUACAGUGCACAGACUGCAAUCUCUGAAAGACAAGCCACCAAAGGGAUUGAGAUAUGUCACCUUUAAGCCUCUAGAAUGUACCUGGGAUGCAAAACUCAUCCUACCCAAAAGCCCUUGGCCCCUGAAGUCUGCUUCUUUCACGCGCCAUGGGAGGAAGUGCGGUGAGCACGGCGUGUUCUCAGAGCCCACGGACCGUAUGUCCACACAGAUGUGGAGGAAACAGUUGGGUCCAAAGUUGACUCCCAUCAAAGCAAGAAACAAGUGA